Diachasma alloeum is the source of this 4815-nucleotide messenger RNA. RefSeq lists its product as uncharacterized. Bases 137 to 4753 code for a protein of 1538 amino acids. The transcript has 9 exons. Gene Ontology annotation, cellular component: cytoplasm. Gene Ontology annotation, molecular function: protein binding. NCBI's taxonomy places the organism in Eukaryota, Metazoa, Arthropoda, Insecta, Hymenoptera, Braconidae. The record is from RefSeq and is a predicted model, not a curated record. Gene Ontology annotation, biological process: autophagy; response to starvation.
GUCGGUCGCACUAUGACGCAGUAGAAGGCCGCGAUUCUAGAAAGGGAGUGAGUGCGAGGUGGUGUUCAAAUUGUUCAACAAUAAUCAUCAACAAUGACUACUCAACAACCCUGAGACAAGAGCCAAUGCUAUCAAAAUGUCGGCAGACUCGCCUAGAAGAGGGUUGCACAAGGGUGCCCAAGUGAUCUCGCCCCAGCCAAUAAGCGACAGAUCAAUAAUCGAUAGUGUAGCUGGCAUAAUAAACGACAUAGUGCCCCAAGCCUACACGAGUGUCCCGAGCUCAGACAACCGCGAGACCAUAACAUGGGCGAGAUUCGAGUACGGUGACGUGAAUGACCCAUCCCUCUUCCCGGAUUACAUCGAGGGCUCCAGCACUCCCCCGUUGCUCCUCGUCCUGGGCUAUGCAACAGGCGUACAAGUCUGGAUAAUAUCGGCAUCGGGCGAGGCGACGGAGGUGUUGUCCUGGAGGCAGGGAGUCGUGCGCACCCUGAGACUUCUCCCCGAUCCGCUGACGGAUGAAGAUCACCUCGACCCUUACGAGAAGAAACGGCCGAUCGUCGCCAUCUGUGACUCGGCUGGGCCAGGGCCGCAGUUCUGCAGUGUCAGCUUCAUUUCACUGAAGACUGGAGAGCAGACGAAGAGCAUCAAGUUCAAAAAUCCCGUCUGCGAUGUCCUGGCGAACAAGAGAUCGGUUGUUGUCACAUUCGCGGAGAGAAUCGCUGUCUUUGAUGCCAGGACUUUUGACGACGUUUUGACGGUCACCACUUGCUAUCUGAGCCCCGGACCCAAUCCUAAUCCUGUGGCGCUGGGAACGAGAUGGCUCGCUUAUAGUGAGAAAAAAUUAUUGCCAGCGCGUCGCAGCAGUGGAGGCAGUGAAGGCGAGGGUGUCCAAAGUUACACAGCGGCUGUCUUGUACGCAGCAAAAUCCCUGGGGAAGGGUCUCCGAGGUCUAGGUGAGACAGUGGCCUCGAGCUUAACCGGGACGACAGCGGCCCCAAUCCCCAUAAACAACGCUGCAGCUGACAUCACCCAGCCCGGAGUCAUAACAAUCCUCGAUCUCCAAGCAGCUAAGGAGGAAAAAGAGCUCGACGAUCCAACAAUCGAGACCGUUGUCGCCCACUUCACAGCGCACAGCGACGCAAUUGUCGCGAUGACAUUCGACGAGACAGGUGCCAUCCUCAUGACAGCUGACCGCAGGGGCCACGACUUCCACGUUUUCCGGAUACAGCCGCAUCCUGGUGGACCAACCCUAGCCGCAGUGCAUCAUCUUUAUGUUCUUCAUAGGGGUGAUACGACGGCCAAAGUCCAGGACAUGGUCUUCUCCAGCGACACUCGAUGGGCUGCUGUGUCCACUGUCAGGGGGACGACCCAUGUGUUCCCAGUGGCACCCUAUGGGGGACCUGUCGGCAUGAGGACCCACUCGACACCUCACGUCGUCAACAGACUCUCCAGAUUUCACAGGAGUGCUGGCUUGACUGACGAUGGAACAAGAUCACAUUCACCAGUUUCACACACCGAAAUGCCUAUUUCUGCGUAUCCUUACUCCAAUCCGAGACUUCCUCCGUAUCCACAUCCAACUAUUCUGCAUCCACUUGCGCAGAUACGCCAACCGUCGACACUUAAUCAUAGUAAUAAUCAGACACAGCCGAGUCGACCUCAGCAGAGGCAACGCUUGCAUUCAGACGACAAUGGUACAUUACCAUUGAAAAUCUGCGCCUGUUUCGCACCACCACGAGCUUGGAUAUACUCCCAACGUGAUUCCACAAGCAAAGUAUCAAAACGUGCUGUUGAUUCAUUGUUCAUAAUGGCAUGUCAUGGUAAUAUGAUUCAGUACGACUUAGAACCAAAACCAGCUGCGGGCAUCCCAAAAGAAAAAGUCUGCGACGACACGAUGAUAGAACUGGAGGUGGAGGCCAAGGGCCAGUGGCCCUUGCUCAGAAUACCGAAUUCCCUGGAGAUAAUUCCCCCACUGCCAUCAUCGAGUCCACUGUUGUGCUACUCGGGGUGCCCCAAGAGUGCGAGGCAGAUGGACACUGCUGAGGAUCGUUGGUUGAGUCAAGUGGAGAUAGUGACCCACGCUGGACCCCACAGGAGACUGUGGAUGGGGCCACAGUUCGUGUUCAAGACUUACAACGCACCCAGUGGAGUGAAUUUGGUGGAGUCUGAGGCUGUGGAAAUCGGUGUCACUGGUGGAUCACGACCGGCGAGGUCGAACCCUGUUAACAUGCCUCAUGCAGCUGCCAGACCUCUAGUGCCAGUUGUUAUUGAUGGGUCUGGAAGCAGUUACGAGCAAUCCCCAAGAUUCAUGGAAGCCUACGGGGAUUCCCUGGAGAACGAAACCAUGGACAUGGGUAACGGUGAGAAUCAGCUCCGCGAAGACCUCGCCGAGGCCAUGCUGGAGACCUCAGCUGCCCCCAACCGUGUUCCAGGGAGGCGAUUGGUAGUUGAGAGGGUGGGACAGCCGGUGACAAAAGUCGUCAACCCCCUGGGCACGGUGAUAACAGUAAUGGCCGACGAAGAAGACGCGUCCUCUUCUCAGGAAUUUGAUGACGAUAGAAUAGCGGAGGCCCCUAGAAGCGUAUGCGCCGAGGAGGGGCCAGCAUCCCUCAACGAUUUCGAUACAGACGUCAAUCCACUCCGUAAUUUAACCGAAAUAUGCGCUGAAAUGCGUUCAGCAAGUGAGCCAGCUAUUGACAGUGUACCUGACGACGACAUACGCGAUGUCAAAGAGCACAAGCAAUUGUGCGUCGAGGCAGCAACAAUGACACCCGACAGCUGCGUAAUUGACUACGAGCGAGGUGCAUUCAGAGAUGUGCCAACGAGCCUGAGUCUCUGCGCUGAGCAAGGUGAGAUACCAAGGAGUCCAAUGACACUGGCAAGGGAAAAUUCAUGGAUAAAGAGAUCGCCAAAGCGCGAGGACGAUGUGCAUGAGAGAAGCAUUGCUGCUGCUAAAUACGUCGUCAAUUACGACGACGAUAGUAUUGUACUUAUGGAGAAUAAGACAGCUGAGUUAGAUAAAUAUUGUGAUGAGCCUGAGCCAGAGAAGGUGACCAAGAGACCGGGGAUAAUUGUCCCCAAGCGAAACAAGAAGAGCGCAGAGGGGCCCAAGUACCUUCUGCAGGAGCACGAGGACAGCGUGAUAAUCGAGGACACGAGUGGCCCUCGAGUAGAAGCCAAGAAGCUCGAUGUGAAGCUUGAGAAGACCGACGUCAAGACAGAUCAGCGAAGGGCAAAAAAAGAGGUGAUGGAGAGAGCUGGCGAGGCUGAAGCCAUGAUCGUGGAGAGGCUUGACCAGACGAUCGACAACUUCGUCGAGCUGAAGGCCCUCGAAGCCCUGGCCGACGAGGACCAGCCACCGGAGCCGGAACCGAUGGACGCCUCAGUCUCCAGCCUCUGCAAGAUGAAUCUACCCCUCGAGCUGCCGACCCUCGACGACUUCAACUGCAUGGACUACCACAUCAUCGAGCCCAACGUCUUCACCAAGGAGACGUAUCACGUGUCUGACGACGACAUCGAGCACAUCAGCUCUGAGGUUGUUCUUGAGCUCGUGGAUGCCAAGCUCGAGCGCUUUGAGAAGCUCGACAGCAUCCAGGAUUACGAGGUGUCGCCGGUGAGGCACAGAAAGAGCAGCAAGAGCACCAUUUCCGACGACGACCUCGAGCACAUCCAGGCGUCUGAGAUAACGGAGCUGUUGGAGCGAGCCAAGUCCUUCGCGAUGGAGCGAGCCGAGGACUUGGGGAAGAAGGGAGUCCUGUCUGACGACGACUUGGAGCUCGUCCCCCCGCUGGAGGGACCGGCCUCCCCGGCCCUGGGGCUGUCGCCACCUCCAGGGGACAGCAAGUCCCCAGAGCCUCUCGACAAGCCACCGCCAGUGAGGUCUCGAGGCUCGAGGAAACGGAAAGACGUCGUUGUCAUCGACUCCGAUCCCUCAGAGGCCGAGGUAACUGUCAUCGUCAAGUCCCUGGGGGCACCUGGGCCCUGGAGAAAGAGCAAGAGCCCCGACAAGGACCUCACCGAGGAGAUCGACAGGUGCAGCGAGCCCAAGUCCGAUCAGAACUCGUCGCAGAGUCUCCCCAAGAAGACGAGGGUCAGAACACCCAAGACGCCAGCCCAAAUUCCCAAGGUUCCGAGUGUCAUCGAGAUCAUUGAUAUCGAUGCUAUGCAGAAGGCUGAGAUGGAGAUUGCUGGGGCACCAGCGCCAGAGUGCAAGAUCCUGGAGGGCUGUGGGGAGAUGUCGAUGAGGAUGAAGAAGUCGAGGAGGAAGAAGGUGCAGCUUGCCGAGGGGGUGGCAGCUUCCAAGGGGGACGAGGCUGAGGGGAAUUGGGAGAGUGUUCGCAAGCCCAGGGUGGAGGAGCAGAGGGAGGUGGGACGUGUGGAGGAGGAGGGAAAGGAGAACAGGGAGAUGAACGAGGGCUUGGUGCAGGCAGACAGCAAGGGGUCCAGGAGGAGGGGAAAGAAGACAGUUAACUCGGUCACUGGGGUCAGCUCUGGCUCAGGAGCAGAACAUGUUGAGGGCUGUGGGGCGGAGAGGGGCGGGGGAGAGAAGGGGGCGAAGCAGAGUGACUCGGAGCAGGAGAAUCAGCCUGAACGCUCGAGCUCGUCUGAUGAUCUCAAUGCUAAUGUAGUGCCUAUGGAUACUGAGGAGGACAGUGGUGUUAAAGAUGUCAAUGAUAAGGGUAACUCGACGGCGUCGCCAUCUUGGUCGACUGUUUCGAAGAAGAAUUGUAGGUCGAAGAAGAAAAAGAGGAGAUGAGUGGAGGAUUGCGUAGACAUGCCUAGGGCGAGCCUUGCUCUUUAUAUUCUUCUCAUGCAAGU